This is a messenger RNA of Hermetia illucens (black soldier fly), 399 nucleotides long. It is a transcript of the gene Mocs2A, whose product is annotated as molybdopterin synthase sulfur carrier subunit. Bases 101 to 364 code for a protein of 87 amino acids. NCBI's taxonomy places the organism in Eukaryota, Metazoa, Arthropoda, Insecta, Diptera, Stratiomyidae. The record is from RefSeq and is a predicted model, not a curated record. The transcript has a single exon. Gene Ontology annotation, cellular component: cytosol. Gene Ontology annotation, biological process: Mo-molybdopterin cofactor biosynthetic process.
AAUCAGCUGGUGUUAUUUACGUUCUCGGUCGGGUAUCUCGUUUGCGGUGCUUCCGCGGUGUAGAUGUGUUUCUUCAUUCUGUGAUGGCAGGUCUUAGAUAAUGACUCUUCCCGCCAGCGCUGUAGUGAGCAUCGUGUUUUUUGCUAAAGCCCGCGAGUUGUCUGGUCUCUCGGAAGCCGAACUACGAGUUCCAGCCCAUAUUGCUGUGGAGGAGCUCCUGGCAAUUAUUUGCGAGAACUUCUCGUUGAACUCUAUCAGGAGUAGUUUGUUCUUGGCCUUGAACGAAGACUACUGCGUGGAUCCGGUUGUACAACUAAAGGACGGUGACGAAAUAGCAGUUAUUCCACCGAUUAGCGGCGGCUAGAAGGUAAACGGUUCGGGAUAUUGAGGUAGUUGGUA